UCUUCAAAGUUUAUCUCUAAGCUAUCCUUGCUUCCUCUCUCUCUCUAUAUAUACUCUCAGCACUGGUUUUGUUCAAGAAAGUCCUUACCAUCUAGCCCAAGCUUAAAGACAUUCUGAUCUGAAUUCCUCUUUCACUGCAUUCAUCAAUGGAAUCAAACCCUUCUCCAGUUGAAAUGUUCUUUCUCCCAUUUGUAGGUGGAGGCCACCAAAUCCCCAUGAUAGACAUAGCCAGAAUCUUUGCUUCUCAUGGUGCCAAAUCCACAAUCAUAACCACUCCUAAGCAUGCUCUAUCCUUCCAGAAAUCCAUUGACCGUGACCAGAAAUCCGGUCGCCCAAUCUCCAUCCACAUCCUCGAGUUACCGGAUAAUGUCGACAUAGCUGAUACAGACAUGUCUGCUGGUCCUUUCACUGACACUUCUAUGCUUCGAGAACCUUUCCUAAAUCUUUUGCAUGAAUCUAGACCUGAUUGUAUUGUUCAUGAUGUGUUUCAUCGGUGGUCUGGUGAUGCUAUUGAUGGUGCUGGUAUUCCAAGAAUUACUUUCAGUGGAAAUGCAUGCUUCCCUAAAUGUGUCCAAGAAAAUAUGAGAAGAUUUAAACCUCAUGAGAAGGUAAGCUCUGAUCUGGAGCCUUUUGUUGUUCCUGGUCUGCCCGACAGGAUUGAAUUGACUAGAUCUCAGUUAGCACCCUUUGAAAGGAAUCCUCGGGAAGAUGAUUAUCUUAGAAGGUCUGUGCAGCAGAGUUUUGGGGUUGUAGUUAACAGCUUUUAUGAAUUGGAGCCAGCUUAUGCAGAACUUUUGCAAAAGGAAAUGGGGAACAAGGCAUGGCUUGUAGGACCUGUUUCGCUGUGUAACAGGAAUAUAGAAGAUAAAGCUGAGAGAGGCCAGAAGACAGCCAUGGAUCAGCAAAGCAUUUUGAGCUGGCUUGACAGUAAAGAACCUAAUUCGGUUCUUUAUAUCAGUUUUGGGAGCUUAGCUCGUUUAUCUCAUGAACAACUCCUCGAAAUUGCUUAUGGUCUCGAGGCAUCCAACCACCAGUUCAUUUGGGUGGUCGGAAAGACCCUCAAAUCCACCGAGGAAGAAGAAGAAAAUGUUUUCCUUGGUGGAUUUGAAGAUCGGCUCAGAGAAUCCGGAAAGGGACUAAUUAUAAGAGGAUGGGCACCGCAGUUGCUAAUAUUAGAGCACAAUGCUGUAGGAGGAUUUGUGACUCAUUGUGGAUGGAACUCGACUUUAGAAGGCGUGAGUUGUGGAGUACCAAUGAUAACAUGGCCAAUUACAGCAGAGCAAUUUACUAACGAGAAGUUGAUCACUGAUGUGUUGAAGAUUGGGGUGAAGGUGGGAAGUAUGGAAUGGUCGUCGUUUAAAGAUCCGCCGCUGGGGGCAACAGUAGGAAGAGACAAGGUGGAGACAGCAGUGAAAAGACUAAUGGCUGAGGGUGAGGAGGCAGCAGAGUUUAGAAGGAGAGCUAAAGAGCUUGGAGAGAAAGCCAAGAGAGCUGUUGAAGAAGGUGGAUCAUCUUAUAAAAAUGCAGAUGCUUUAAUUCAGGAACUCAUAUCUCUCAAGAGAAAUUGAGACUUUGCAAGUGGAAAACAUGAACAUGAGUCAUAGAGAACUGUAAUUUUCCUGAUGCAUAAGGGGUUUGGCAGAUCAUAUAUAUAUCAGCAGUAGCAUAUAAUACUAUGUUGAACAUGGCUUCUGUAUAAUUGACCUCCUUUGCUGCUAGAUAUCAAGAAAAUGCUUUGCAAGAGGCUUUUGAAUCAA
Ricinus communis (castor bean) is the source of this 1757-nucleotide messenger RNA. RefSeq names its product abscisate beta-glucosyltransferase. NCBI's taxonomy places the organism in Eukaryota, Viridiplantae, Streptophyta, Magnoliopsida, Malpighiales, Euphorbiaceae. Gene Ontology annotation, molecular function: UDP-glycosyltransferase activity. Bases 147 to 1568 code for a protein of 473 amino acids. The transcript has a single exon. The record is from RefSeq and is a predicted model, not a curated record.